AUGACAGUGGCACCGCAUGUUUUCCAUGAAACAAAAUGCACCUGCAGCGACGUAAACUGGUGUUCGUAUUCGAAAUGGAGCGCCUUUUUCCCAGAUUUUUUGCCCAAGGCAAAAGUUCUCAAACCUGUUCCGCAGGCAUUUCUAGAUUACUUGAACAGCGAGAGUAUCAGAAUCCCAGCGCCAAAGUACGAUGAUAAAGUGGUUUCCACCAGUGAAAAUGAGUACAGCGACUGGGAAAACGAGUCGGACGACGAAAGUUCCGAUCCAGUCGCAUCAUUCAAAGACUUCCACAACGACUUGGACAAAGUCGUUUCUAAGUGGAAAUCGGUCAUGGUGAAGCUCAACUGGUCCGCUCCGAAAGAUGCCAAGUGGAUUUUGAUCAACAACAGCUUGCAGUGCACGUCAGUGCAAGAUAUUUAUCUUUUGUUGAAUGCUUCAGACCAUGCAGCUCAUGAUUUGGACGGUCAUAUAUAUGACGAAUGCGAGGAUAAGGACACAGGAGAACGGGCAGAGCCCGAGCUCGUGGUUAAGAAGUGGAUUUCCGACUUCAAUCCAGCACUUGAGUUCCGUAUAUUUGUGCGGGAUAAGAUGAUUGUGGGAGUUUCGCAGAGAGAUUUGAACCAUUACGAGUUUCUUGAAAACCUACAGCUGGAGUUGAAGAAAACGAUUACUGAUUUUCAUGCAAAUGUUUUGAAGUCGUCCGAGUUUCCUCUUUCUGACUACAUCAUGGAUGUGUAUAUUCCUAGACCGUACAAUAAGGUGACGAUUUUGGACAUCAAUCCGUUUGAUCGCAAAUGGAAUAGUCUCUUGUUUACGUGGCACGAACUUCUUGAAAGAUUAGAGGGCACGAACUUCGAGUUGCGUAUUAUCACCGAAACAAAUUUGGGAAGCAUGGCCCGCAAAGACCAUAGCGAAAACCAGGUUCCCAUCGAGGUGGUGGAUGCAUCAUUGAAUUCAGAAGCAAUGAUUGAGUUGGCAAAGAAAUGGCACCUGUUGGGUGUGGAAGAAAAUGAUAAUGAGUGA
Clavispora lusitaniae ATCC 42720 is the source of this 1023-nucleotide messenger RNA. Its product is annotated as cell proliferation protein. Gene Ontology annotation, cellular component: cytoplasm. NCBI's taxonomy places the organism in Eukaryota, Fungi, Ascomycota, Pichiomycetes, Serinales, Metschnikowiaceae. The record is from RefSeq and is a predicted model, not a curated record.